Vanderwaltozyma polyspora DSM 70294 is the source of this 1209-nucleotide messenger RNA. RefSeq lists its product as uncharacterized. The transcript has a single exon. Bases 1 to 1209 code for a protein of 402 amino acids. Lineage: Eukaryota; Fungi; Ascomycota; Saccharomycetes; Saccharomycetales; Saccharomycetaceae. The record is from RefSeq and is a predicted model, not a curated record.
AUGUCAGUUGUUGAGGGUAGUUUAAAGUUUGAACAAUACAAUGAUCCUGAAAUUAUUCGUUAUACACAUUUAAAUAAUGGUGCUAAAUGGAAGGGAAUCUUAACUGUUGAGAAGUACGCUGAUAGAGAAGCUGUAUUGGGGCAAUCUAAAAUUGCCAAGAAGAAUGAGCAACCUGAUUUCCAGAAGAUGUUUCCUGAAUGUUACGAAUGGUUUGGUCUUAAAUAUUUUGUCUUGAGAGAUGAAUCGAUUGUUUGUUCUUCCGAUGAUCCAAAGAAAAUGAAACAGAUAGUGGCCAGUUGUGAAACGCUAAAUAGAUUGGGUUACUGCAUUCACCCAAACUCACAUGGUGAAAUCGAGCCUACUUUAGUUGCUUGUAUUGGUGGUGUUUUUACAUUACCUAACCAUCGUAAAAAAGGUUAUGCAGAAAAGAUGAUCAGUAGCUUAAAUCAGUACUACGAUAAAUUGCGUUCUGAUCCAAGUGCACCAAAGGCCAUAAAGAAUAUGAUUAUAAAUCUUUACAGUGAAGUUGGUGACUAUUAUGAAAGAGUAGAUUACAAAUCUUACCAUGUUCCAGUUCAUGAAAUUACUAAUCUGGAUUUAUUAUACUCCAAAUACUGUAACGGUAAAUUAGACUCUAAUGGCAAUUAUCUCGAAUAUGGAGCCUAUAGUGAUUUGAUCGAACUACAGGACACGAAAUUUAAAGAACAAUUAAUAGAAUUAAAUAAAAAAUUCCCAACAAAAUUCAUCUAUACAGUGAAACCUGAUAUUCAAAUUUACAGUUGGUUUGAAGAUAGAGAUCUGUUCAUUAAAAGCGAAGCACAAAGAGGUAACCCAGAUUCCAAUAUAUUUGGGUUCAGAUUCAACAAUGACAAUAGCCACAUUAUCUGGCACCAUGCAUGGAAUGACAACUGUUUAAUCAUAACUAAAGUUUACAUUGAUGAUGCCUGUCCUGAUAAAGAAGAAAGAUUAAAAGAGCUUAUUGCUCAUGCAAUCCAAGAGACUAAAUCACAAAAUCUAUCACAUUUGGAAUUCUGGGAUGAAGAACUAUCUAAACAGGAGUAUCCACAAUUGAACCAGAUAAUCACAGAAAUAGAGCCUGAUGCCAAUUUGUAUAAAGAAAACGGUUCUCUAAGUGCAGCAAGACCACCUCUUGGAGUCACAUCAGAAAAUUUGAUGUGGGAUAAUAACACUAAAUUCUGUUGGUUCUAA